Hyphopichia burtonii NRRL Y-1933 is the source of this 1002-nucleotide messenger RNA. RefSeq names its product 25S rRNA (uracil2843-N3)-methyltransferase. Bases 1 to 1002 code for a protein of 333 amino acids. The record is from RefSeq and is a predicted model, not a curated record. The transcript has a single exon. Lineage: Eukaryota; Fungi; Ascomycota; Pichiomycetes; Serinales; Debaryomycetaceae.
AUGAGUAGAAGAAUAGCGAGAAGAAACUUGAAGAAAGAGAAGCUUGAAGAAUCGGUGGAGGAAGAUGAGGUGGAAAGAUCGGUUCAAUUUGGUGCAGAGCUAAAGAAUGAUUCAAUCCCAUUCAAGUCUAAGUACUCUCAAGACCCACAGAAGAUCAUUGGGUUGUUCGAGGAUGCUUUCAAGUAUAUCUUGGAGAGCCCAGAUCUCGAGCAACAUAUACAAAGUGUUAAGGGAGAUUUGUUUAACCGAGAUUAUUUGGCAGCUUUUAAUAACGAUGAUAAACGAUUUGCUUAUGCUUCCCGGUGGACGCCAGCGAGAGCUUUAGCGUAUUCAUCUCUAUUUGCAUCUUUGGAGCCACUCAGAUGUAUGCUUUCUGACAGUGAGGCAUCUAGUAAAGUAUUGUGUGUUGGUGGUGGAGCCGCUUCUGAGUUAGUUGGGUUGGGGGCAGUUUUUUGUAAAUUGAAACAAGACUAUCCUGCCACUGCUUCUAAUUUACACGUUGAUAUUGUCGAUAUCGCUGAUUGGUCUACGGUGGUGACUAACUUGACCCAUAAUAUUAAAACCAAGUGGUUAUACGAUGAAAAUAAGUUCAAUUCCAAAUUCAUGUACCGCGAUAUCUUAACUAUGAACGCUACUGAGUUGGAUCUUGCUAAUUUAGAUUUGGUCACAUUAUUAUUCACUACAAAUGAGUUGUUUUGUGAAAAGAGAACAGAAACUAUUAAAUUCCUACAAAAUUUGAAUACUCAUUGUAAGAAAGGUGGCUACUUAUUGAUAGCAGAAAGUGCUGGAUCGUAUUCCAAUAUAACUAUUGGGAAUAAAAAAUUCCCAGUUCAAUUUCUUAUUGAUAUGGUACUCAUUGGUAAACCAGGUACCGAUUCCGGUGCUUGGAAAAUUGUACAACAAAGUGAAAGCUGCUGGUACCGAGUAAACCAAAGAGAAUUGAAAUAUAAUAUGAAAUUGGAAAAUAUGAGAUUUUUCUUUAGAUUAUACCAAAAGAAAUAA